AUGAGUUUUGCUAAAAGUACUCCUUAUGCCAUUUUAGCAUUGAGUGGAAUCUUAGGAAUGGGAUAUUUAAUAUAUGAUUAUAAGAAAUGUUAAAGGGAAAUACUUUAGUUUGAAGCUGAUCUAAUUCAAUUUUAAAAAGAUUAAGAUCUGAAAAAGGAUAACUAAGAUUUUUUCUUUGAAUAAAAAGAAGUGCCAGUUAUUUCUAAAAUAAAUUCAAACAUCUAAACUACAAGAUAGACAUACUGUAUUUGCAUUACAGGAGGACCUGGAAGUGGCAGAACAAGUGUAGUAACAUUUUUAUAAGAAAGACUUAAAGACUUUUAAUAUAAUGUAAUUGUAGUACCACUUCUUGAUGAUUAUAUAUUGGGUUAAGAUUAAGAAAUUAUAUAAAAAUUAACAAAGUAGGAAAGAAAUUAAUUUAUAAUCAAGAAAGUUAUUUUAAUGCAAAAUUUACUUGAUUAUUCUAAAGAAUUAGCAAAAUAAGUAAAAGAUAAAGAUUCUAUAAUUCUUUGUUAAGGUGGAAUAUUAGAUAUAUUACCUAACCAAGAUGAAACUGAUUAAUUUUUUUAGGAACUUCAAGAAGAAUUUAAACCAUUAGCUACUAUAAGAGAUAAAAAUUACGAUGCUGUUAUACAUUUAGUUACUAAUGCAGAAGGUCUUUAAUAAAACUUUUAUUUUGGCAAUUCUUUUAUUAAUAGAGAUGUAGAAAUUAAAAAAGCCAUAGAAGCUGAUAAAUUAAUUUAAAAAAUUUGGAUGGGUCAUCCAAAUCACUUUUUAAUUGACAAUCGAGGAUGUACAUUCGAUAAAAAAAUUUAAAGGGUUUAUAAGACUGUUUAAAAAAUAUUAGGAAUGGAACAAACAAAUAUAAGAUGGGCUAAAUAUUCAUUAAAAUCAAGUAUAAAGUUUUAUAAAUUAUAAGUAUCUUUACCAAAUAAUCUUUAUUUUACUAAAAUAAAAAUUACAGAUAUAUUUUUAUUAGAUAAAAAUGUUAAAGAUUAAAAUGAAAUAAAUAGAGUUAGAAUGAGAUAAGUUGAGGGAGGAAUUAAAUAAUAUUAUUUAAUUACAACAAGAAAAUUUGAAAAAAAAGAGAAUGUUUAAUUUUUAAGAAGAAUUAUUUCUUUUUCAUAAUUUCAUCAUAUGGUGAAUAAAGCUUAAAAUGAAAUAAAGAUCUUAAAAAGAGAAAGAUUUUGUUUCACUUAUGAAAAUUAGUAAAAAUCAAUAUUAAUUUAGAUUAAUGUAAGUAGAUUUGUUCGAAUCCAAAUAAUUGGGAAUUUUAAGAUUAACUUAGAAUGAUGCAACUUAAAUGUAUAAAUGGCCUCCCUGGAUAAGUGUUGAUAAAAGAAUUGAUGGUAUACAUACUUAUUAGAAUUAGACAAUCCUAAAUAUGAUUCAUUUAGUUUGGCUGAACUCAAAAACCCUUGAAUAUAUAUUAUUAGUAAAUUAAAGAAAUGCUCC
This is a messenger RNA of Paramecium sonneborni, 1455 nucleotides long. The record is from the annotation of a GenBank genome assembly. NCBI's taxonomy places the organism in Eukaryota, Ciliophora, Oligohymenophorea, Peniculida, Parameciidae.